Procambarus clarkii (red swamp crayfish) is the source of this 1152-nucleotide messenger RNA. Lineage: Eukaryota; Metazoa; Arthropoda; Malacostraca; Decapoda; Cambaridae. The record is from RefSeq and is a predicted model, not a curated record.
AUGCUCAACGGCCUGCCUGGGUAUUAUAUUGCUGUUGUGAAUACUAAAUCCUGUUCUGGUCGCGUCCUGCUCCAGCGCCAGCCUCGCCACCGCUUAUAUCAGCCUCUCUUUUUAACGCUGGCAUAUAGUACACACGCGCUCAAGUGGGAGAGGUGGCGCUCAAGUGGGAGAGGUGGCGCUCAAGUGGGAGAGGUGGCGCUCAAGUGGGAGAGGUGGCGCUCAAGGGGGAGAGGUGGCGCUCAAGUGGGAGAGGUGGCGCUCAAGUGGGAGAGAUGGCGCUCAAGUACGUGUGGAGAAGGGGUGACGGUGGAGGAGGUAAGGCACUCUAGUGGUUACUCUAGUGGUUACUCUAGUGGUUACUCUAGUGGUUACUCUAGUGGUUACUCUAGUGGUUACUCUAGUGGUCACUCUAGUGGUUACUCUAGUGGUUACUCUAGUGGUUACUGUAGUGGUCACUCUUGUGGUCACUCUUGUGGUCACUCUAGUGGUUACUCUAGUGGUCACUCUAGUGGUCACUCUAGUGGUUACUGUAGUGGUUACUCUAGUGGUUACUGUAGUGGUCACUCUUGUGGUCACUCUAGUGGUUACUCUAGUGGUUACUCUAGUGGUCACUCUAGUGGUCACUCUAGUGGUUACUCUUGUGGUCACUCUAGUGGUUACUCUAGUGGUCACUCUAGUGGUCACUCUAGUGGUUACUCUAGUGGUUACUCUAGUGGUCACUCUAGUGGUUACUCUAGUGGUUGUUCUAGUGGUUCUAGUGGUUACUCUAGUGGUUACUCUAGUGGUUACUCUAGUGGUCACUCUAGUGGUCACUCUAGUGGUCACUCUAGUGGUUACUCUAGUGGUUACUCUAGUGGUCACUCUAGUGGUCACUCUAGUGGUUACUCUAGUGGUCACUCUAGUGGUUACUCUAGUGGUUACUCUAGUGGUCACUCUAGUGGUCACUCUAGUGGUCGCUCUAGUGGUCACUCUAGUGGUCACUCUAGUGGUCACUCUAGUGGUCACUCUAGUGGUCACUCUAGUGGUUGCUCUAGUGGUCACUCUAGUGGUUACUCUAGUGGUCACUCUAGUGGUCACUCUAGUGGUCACUCUAGUGGUUGCUCUAGUGGUCACUCUAGUGGUUACUCUAGUGGUCACUCUAGUGGUCACUAG